GUCGUGAAAGACCGGGUUGUAGCCGCGGGAAUGUGUUAAGGAACCAGACCGAGACGAAGAAGGGGGAAUAAUGGAACGGCCCUCGAUGAUCUGUCUCCCAAGCACGCAACUUGCUGCCAGGAGCAUUUCACGCCGAGUCCCCUUCACUCCUCUCUGUUCUAUCCCCCAAUGUGACCUUCUCGAAUAACGACCCCAGAGGUGCAAUCCACACGCUCGGAGUCGAUCCAUUAUGAACCUCGAUGGCCCUUGCUAGAGAGAGCCCUUCCAUUGGACCAUGCAGAUAUUUACCCAGGACAUUACAUCGUAUGCCAGCACCGAGCUCUCAAAGGCCCCCAAACCAUAUCAAAUCUGGCUCCCGACGUGGCCCAUCCUUGCGGCGUUUAAGAUGGUCGACGGCGGACUGGUAAAGCAUCCCCCAACUCUAUUACCCGCCCUCUCAUAUAUGGUAGGGGUUUCGACCAGGCGGCAUGCGGCCAGCUCUCCUCCCAAACUGCCUGGGGCUGCACAGCUGCGACCGGCUCUGGGCUCAUCAAUCUCUCGAUCCCCUGUGGAUAUUUUGGUUGCGUAUGACGGUUCUCAAUGCGUGAUAAAGUCGGGAGGUGUUCCCCCUUCCCUGAACUGCGGACAUUCGAGAAGCAGUCAUCCCCGUCGGUCCCAGAAGUCCCAACUCCCCUUUGCCUUCCGCUGCCUGCGGGCUUGUUUUUCUUUCCUUUUUGUUGUCUCUGUUUUCAUCGGCCGACAGCCUACUCCACUAGCUUCUCCUGGUUCUUCAGCAAACCACCCCUUACGAACCUCGUUCGUCUCACUCUCGAGCUGUCUUGGAGAAGGGCGUUUUGGUCGUGAUUCUUCCCGUCGGCAAGCCACAGUCUCGCAAUACGGCGACGCGACAAUAAAAAGGGAGAGAAGGAGAAAAGGAGAAAAGAAGACGCGGUUUCAACGUCCUAGUAUUGCAUGUCCGGGGGUUGGUCCGACGAGACAACUGCAGCAGCCGCCACCAUGGGCUGGGUCCUCAACGCCACGCCCGAGGUCGAGGCCAUCUCGCAGUGGGAGACCAUCAUCGCCAUCGCCUGCGUCCUCUCCUUCCUGUCCGUCGCCGUCGUCUGUUCUCGUCUCUGGAUCCGCCACACGGCCAGAGGCCUGGCCGCCGACGACUGGAUGUCUGCGCUGUCCAUGGCCUUUGCCCUCAUCUACUCCGGCCUCACCAUCGCCCAAACGAGAUACGGUCUCGGCCUGCCGGUCAAGCUGCGGCCAAGGGCGAACCUCGUCACGUACACCCGCAUCAACUUCGCCGGCCGGCCGUUCUACCAACUCGGCAUCAGCUUCUUCAAGAUCGCCCUCCUCAUCAGCUACCUGCGCCUGCUCAAGGGGACCGACCAGAAAACGUACCGCCGCGUCGUCUGGACCACCAUCGUCCUCGUCUUCCUCGCCCACCUGGCCUGCUCCUUCUCCCUCGUCUUCGCCUGCACGCCCGUCGACAAGUCGUGGAACCCGCUCAAGGACGGCACCUGCCUGCCUCCCGGCCCGUCCUUCACGGUGUACGCCGUCGUCACCAUCGUGUCCGACAUCGUCGUGGCGGUGCUGCCGAUCCCGGUGCUGCUGCGGCUCAAUGUCCGCGUCGAGAAGAAGGCCGGCCUCAUCGCCAUCUUCCUGCUCGGCCUCUUCACCACGCUGUGCUCCAUCCUGCGCUACCUCGAGAUUAACCGCAUCCAGUACGGCGACGGCAACUCGACGAUGCUGGUGCUGUGGGGAACCAUUGAGUUCAACGUGGGGAACAUCGUCUCGUCUCUGCCGUUCUUGGCGCCCGUCUUCAUGAAGAAGGCCAAGAACUACCGCUCCAAGUACUCGGGCGGCUCUUCGCACGGCCGCAGCCACCUCAAGGGCGCCGAGCGCUACAAGCUCAGCGAGAUGAACCACGACAAGAGCGUCUUCGCCUCGGCCAACCACAGCAAGACCGGCAACGGCAGCGAGGAGAACAUCCUGCCGGGGAACAUCAUGAAGUCCGUCACGUACAGCGUCCAGGUCGACGACGGGGCCGAGGCCAAGUCGGGCAAGUCCGACAUGACGGGGCCGCGGAAGAGGGAUUCACGGGAUUCGGGCCUUUGAGAGGCGUACAUCUGCAUCAACGUCACAUGAGUAGCAGAGUUCCUGAAGUCUUGUACAUGAUAAAUGUCUGAGGAAACGAAAGAGGACUUUAGACUUGAUAGAUGAAAGAUAAGGCGUUGGGGGUGUCUCGAAAGCAAUAGCUAGAUUUCACAGCGAUCACUUCCCAUUGCAGAACAUUCGAUCGCUUAAAGACACGGCGGACGAUACCACCGAUCGGGAUCAAAGGAAAGGAUCCGAGAGGAACCCGGUUUCUAGAAGCACUGACUCGUGUGGAUCACUCUCCACUGCGCAAGGGGGCACAAUUACGUGUCAAUAACCAUGAAAAUCACCCCAUACAUCCCACAACACGACGCUGAUCCCCAUUCUCAAGAGGGGGUUCGGUUCGUCUCUAGUUGCGUCUCCCAGUCUUCGUAAAUCAACGAUCAAUCCCGUCUGUCCCUGGCAUCUCACAUAGCCUACUAUACUACUCCUCAUCAAACUGAAGCAUCAUCUCCCGCUUGCUCAGUAAGGGGCUCGCGGGGCCGAUCCUGGGCCAGUCGUGCGCGUCCAAGCAGGCCCGGCGCGAAGCCAGCACGCCGGGCCGGGCGCGUGCGACGACGCGGUCCUCGUAGACGUCCAUGGCGGCCCGCAGCUCCGCGAAGCCCGCGUCCAAAGCGGGCGCCACCGUCUCGGCGAAGUCCUGCACGUCGAUGAUGGCGUGGUUCGCGCCCUCACCUCGGUCUGUUUCACACCGUCAUAGCGUGAAGGGCGUCACCCAUCAACACCGCCCUCCCCUUGGACCUCAGUCCCUUGGGCGGCGCGUAGUCGUAGAGGUCGAGGUGCUUCACAUCCGUACCGGCGGGAAUACCAAGCGCGAGUCCACGAAAUGGCUCCGACCAUCCCUCGGCGAACGACCUGAUGAGCUCGAUCUUGCCGUCGUUCGUCUGCGGGUAGCCUAUCGGCGCUGCCUUGCCCAGGAACCCCGGGCGGUCCGGCCACGAGAUGCACAUCUGGCAGCUGUACUCCCCCGUGCUCUCGUCGUUGUUGCCGGGGGCGUCGAGAACUGCAACGCGCAGAGUUUAUGAUUAGUUUUGUUCUGCUUCGUUUCCCGCUGCAUCCGCAAGCUCGCUUGCAAGGGGGGGAGGAAACCCGACUGGCAUCUGAUACUUUUCCCCCCAAGCGCAGGGGUUGUGUUGUUGAACCAAGGACUAUCCCGGUUCAGAGGCACAAUGAUCGACACCCCCCCCCCCGGUCCUGGCCGGGUAUCGGAAAAGAUUUGGCUGCCACGGGACAAUGACAAACGUAUCAUCGCGAGACGAUGUCCCUUGCAAGAAGAAAGGGUCCAGCUCCUGAAUCGGCGCUAUUUGAUCCGGCGACAGGAGCAACUUGAGGCCGAGCAGCCGGACCGGGAUCCGGUGUCCCUCGUACUGGUCCGGGAACAUCUGCCGCCGGACUCGAGACUGGCUCCCGUCGCAUGCCACGAGCACUCGGCCGGCCACCGACGAGCCGUCGCUGAAUGAGACGACGACUGAAUCCUGCUUCUCCUCGACCUUGGCGAAGCUCUUCUCCCACUGCGUGUUCGAGAUUGCUUAGCACGGCGAUCGACGUCUGGUGCAACAUCUCAAAGAUAAAGAAGAAAAAGAAGAACAUUGGGCGUCAUAUUCAUCGAGUAACAUGCAAAACGACUACGUACGAGUAGGAAACACGAGACAACAUUACCUGAAUGUCCACACCCGUCGCAAGCAACCGCCGCAGCCUCUCCCGCGUCACCCUGAUCCGCAGGCUUUCGGGCGCCCGCGGGCCGGCGCCCUUCAGCUCGCCGGUGCUGAGGUCAAAGAAGGGGAACGCCGAGGCCUCGCCCCGCGCGACGGCGGCGCGGUCGACGUACGCGUCCG
Messenger RNA from Colletotrichum destructivum, 3977 nucleotides. RefSeq lists its product as uncharacterized. The transcript is spliced from 5 exons. Bases 952 to 2103 code for a protein of 383 amino acids. The record is from RefSeq and is a predicted model, not a curated record. NCBI's taxonomy places the organism in Eukaryota, Fungi, Ascomycota, Sordariomycetes, Glomerellales, Glomerellaceae.